Cataglyphis hispanica is the source of this 3506-nucleotide messenger RNA. RefSeq names its product ras-like GTP-binding protein Rho1 (gene Rho1). Gene Ontology annotation, molecular function: GTPase activity; GTP binding. NCBI's taxonomy places the organism in Eukaryota, Metazoa, Arthropoda, Insecta, Hymenoptera, Formicidae. The record is from RefSeq and is a predicted model, not a curated record. The coding region runs from base 512 to 1153 and encodes 213 amino acids. The transcript has 5 exons. Gene Ontology annotation, biological process: cell migration; small GTPase-mediated signal transduction.
GUGCGGGCGUCGCGUGAGUGUCCGGGCACGUAGGGAUCCCGCCGGGACAUCGGGCCGGGUACGGUGCUAAAAGAGGGAAAAAAGGAGCCUGCUCCUCCUCCGCGAGCUGAGGGAGUGAGGGAGAAAGAGUGAGAGAGAGAGAGAGAAGUGUAUGUGUGCGCGCUUGUUGUGUGUGUGUGUGUGUGUGUGUGCGAAGCGGGGAGAUAGGUAGGCGAAGGAGAGCGAGAACGGGUCGCGCGAGGAGACUUCGAGGGAGUGUCAUGCGUCGCGAAUCUCGUCCGCACGGCAUCACCGCGCUCUGAAGGCUCGCGACGGUUAUCUCGUAUCCGCGUCGUUCGUGCGCAUUCUACGUGACUCGUGCUAGUCUACGUCGUCGUCCUCUUCGUCUUAUCGUCGCAGCCGCUGUCGCGAAGCUCAGCAAUCCGCACGACGGAUCUUUUGGAAUGCUUUCGGGCUCUACCUGACACUACGUGGCCGUUUAGUUCAAGACGCUGAAAGAAAGACUAAAAACAUGGGAUGCAAUGCGGGCCGAUGCCUCGGUCCAGACGAUACGGGGUACCCUGGAUCAGGAUUCAUGGCAGCCAUCAGGAAGAAAUUGGUUAUCGUGGGUGACGGUGCUUGCGGAAAAACAUGUCUUCUCAUAGUAUUCAGCAAAGACCAAUUUCCUGAAGUAUAUGUACCCACGGUAUUCGAGAAUUAUGUUGCAGACAUCGAAGUGGAUGGUAAACAGGUGGAACUGGCUCUUUGGGACACAGCUGGACAAGAAGAUUAUGAUAGGUUGCGUCCGUUGUCGUAUCCAGACACGGACGUCAUCUUAAUGUGCUUUUCCAUCGACAGUCCCGAUUCCCUGGAGAACAUUCCCGAGAAGUGGACACCAGAAGUAAAGCACUUCUGUCCGAAUGUGCCCAUUAUCCUUGUGGGUAAUAAAAAAGACUUGCGUAAUGAUCCUAAUACCAUCAAGGAGUUGAGUAAGAUGAAACAGGAACCCGUUAAGCCCGAGGAGGGUAGAGCCAUGGCGGAAAAGAUCAACGCUUUUGCCUACCUUGAAUGUUCUGCUAAAAGCAAGGAAGGUGUAAGGGAAGUCUUUGAAACGGCAACCCGAGCUGCGUUACAAGUAAAGAAGAAGAAGAAGGGCAGAUGUAGGCUCCUUUAAGAUGUUUAUCCCAAGUAAACCCGAUGUAACACGGGCGAAAUAAAGGAAUUGCGGAACUAGCUGCAACAAAGCUAGUCGUAAUGUCGCAGAUCCCGCGGAAACCAUCUUUAAUUAUUUUACAUAAUAAAAUAUACAACAACAAAAAAAAUGAAAAAAGGUGCAACCGCGUCAAACCAGAACAUUAUUAUUAAUAUUAAUAUUAUUAAUAUUAUUAUAAUUAUUAUUAUAUGCAUUCUACAUCUUUUUUUUUUUUUUUAUCGUAGUAGCUCUUUAUUUUGGUAAUAAACAAAAUGAAAGAAAAAUCGAUCGAGUUGAGAAAAAAUAUAGAUAAGAAACGGAGAAUACAAAACAGUGUAACACACGAAACGCAAUUAAAAAACAAUGUAGGAAUCCAAAAAGGCGAUUUGAGAAUUCUGAAUUUUUUUUGCAUCAAAGUUUUAUUAAAAUCGUCGCGUUAUUGGCUCGUGAACGAAAAAAAAAGAGAAGAGUAACGGACAUUUAUUAUAUUAUAAACGCGCAUAGAUAGACCAGAGCAGGUAACUUUACUCUUUAAGAUACCAAUUAGAUUAAAUGUGUGUAUUAUUAUAUAUUUUAUUAUUAUUAUUUGAGUUAUAUUGUAUCACGGUGACACACUAACACAACGGAUUAUAACAGCGGCUAUAUAAUAUAUUUAUAUAUUUCGGGGAACGCGUUUUCUUUGUGUCUGACCACGCCGUAACUGGAUUUGCGGCUUGCGCAUUUUUUUAUACAUAUGCAUACGCCAUUGAUAUCUUUAGCGUAUAAUGUACUCUUAAUCGGAGAUUAUCGGUCGUACAUAAUUAUCUCGUAACGAUAUGUCCCGAAUUGAUUUUACCGUGUGUGCCACAAUUAUAUUGAGUCAAGCUUACUUCGCGAAAUUGACACAGAUUUCCAACCUUGUUGUUUUCGCCACAAGUUCUUCCUGUUUCGCUUGUGCUACUCUUUACGUCGAAGUGAAAAAAAAAUUGAUGUGUUACUCGUCCUCUUGUGUAGAGAUCCGUCUAAUCUGUGUAAGAUUCAUAAUAAAAAUUGUGUUACAAAGACGUGAUGUUGAAUUAACGGCCGCGUAACGCUUCUCUCGGCCACUAGUUCAACGUUACUUGACUGCGGAAUUGUGUUCACUAAGUUCUCUCUUUGUUUCUCUCGAACGCGCGUUUAGCGGUAGUAUAGAGAUCUUGUUAUAUUACACGCUUUUAACUGGAACUUUUCAAAAUCGCGUAAUAGAAAAAGAAAAAAAAGAAGCUUAGCGACGAAAACUUAAGAUACUUCCGCCACGAGCGAACGCGCGCAUGAUGGAUUCGUGGAAAGCAAAGAAAAAAGGAAAAACAGAUGGCAAGAAGAGAGAAAGGGAGAUGUAUAUUAAGCAAUUAAGCGUGCCUGUGAAUUAAUGAGUGCUUUGGGAAACACUCGGAUAUACGCUCUCCACUCCUCCUGUGCAAGUUCGCGCGUCGCUCGAAAGUGUUCUUUUUAUAAUGAGUUUCGUGGAUAUAUACCGCGCGUUAUAUAAAUAUAUAUAUACAUACAUUACUUAUAUAAUUGUAUCAAUUAUGCACCCGAUAUUGUAUAUACAUAUGAUAUAAACUCUUUACCGUUCUCUCAUAAUAGACACGCGCGUCGAUCGAGAUUCGAAUACCAUUUUUCCAGAACAUAUAUAUAUAUAUAUAUAUAUAUAUAUAUAUAUAUAUAUAUAUAUAUAUAUAAACAUAUAUAUACACAUACACACUUUACUCUUGCAUGGCAUAAACAGAGAGCAAUAAGCAAAAGUUACGAGAAUGAUCCUGAUCGUUUAGAUAGAUGCGAGUUCUCCAACAUUAUAAAAUAUGAUAAAUACGUAUUUGCAUACACAAUAUGAAUGAGUCGCGUUUUACUUCUUCGAUUGAAGCUAACGCUGAAAAGAAUACGCAUGUAUCUUGUAUCCCCGUACACGUACAUACACACGACACAUACAAAUGAAAUACUUUUUCUUAAUGGGCCCCGUGAAAAGCUCGAGUUAUCGAUAACGCGGUUUUAAUCGCCGUAAGUUAACUAUCUUCUUCACAUAAGUAGACAUAUUUUGAGACUCGAACGUGAUUAAUGGGGUUUGUAUACGCGAAGAAAACAAAAAAAAAGAUUUAUCAGCAGUUCCGAUGAAUAAACCAAUUUUUUAUCAUCAAAGAAAAGAGAUCGUCGAUCUUGACUUCCGAAAAAUUUCUACCAAUUCACAUACACUCUCCUCCCUCUUUCUCUCUACAACUACUAACUAGCUUUUGUAUGUAACUUCUGUAUUGUAUGAUUAACCUAUGAACGCUAUAACAAAUUGUAACUAACAAUAAACAUUUCUUAUGAAGAUGUAUAA